Notodromas monacha is the source of this 714-nucleotide messenger RNA. The record is from the annotation of a GenBank genome assembly. NCBI's taxonomy places the organism in Eukaryota, Metazoa, Arthropoda, Ostracoda, Podocopida, Cyprididae.
AUGCUGUCUGUUUCUCUUUCCGCGUACAGUUAUCUAGGAACGCCUGGUACAAUCGGCAACUCCGCAAAGGAGACAGAGCCGGGUUGGUUCGACAACAUGCACAAAUUAAAAUCAUCACAACGCGAAAAAGUUCGGCAAUUCAUAACAUUCACCAACACCGGCGAGAAAACUGCGAUCUACUGUCUUCAGCAGAAUGAUUGGAAAUUGGACCUCGCAUCCGAUAGGUUCUUCCAAUCGCCAGAGUUUUACGUCCGAGAUUCGAAACCUCCAGUUGAUCGGAAGAAACUGGAAAGCUUUUACUCGAAAUACCGUGACCCAACGGAGCCGGAUAAAAUUACGGCGGAGGGUGUAGUGCGUUUGUUAGACGAUCUCGGUUUGGAUCACGAUUCUCGGUUGGUGUUGGUGUUUGCGUGGAAGUUGAAAGCUGCCACGCAGUGCGAAUUUUCGAGAGAUGAGUUUAUAAACGGACUCACCGAGCUCGGCUGUGAUAGUUUAGAGAAGCUCAAGGUGAAACUGCCAAUGCAUGAUGCCGAGCUCAGGGACGCUGGACGAUUCAAGGAUUUUUAUCAAUUCACGUUCAAUUACGCGAAAAAUCCAGGGCAGAAGAGUCUAGACUUAGAUAUGGCCAUUGCCUACUGGAACAUCGUUCUAAGUGGACGAUUUCCCCUACUCGAAUUGUGGUGCAGAUUUCUGCAGGUGAGAAGCUCGCAUUGA